AUGCUCACAUGGGACAUGCGAGAUGUCAAUGAGCUGCCGAUGAUCUGUGAGGUCCUCGCUGAACAGUCUGGAUGGAAACAUGCGGACGCAGACCCGUCCAUCUACAUUGGAGCCUAUCAAUCAAUCAUACAAUCAUCCAUCGGCCCCGUCCGACGUUCUCCUGAGGAACCUGCAACUUUGCAAUCAUCUCAACCGUACAUCGCAUCGCUGCUGCUGCCCUCUGCCGUCGCUAUCCACAUCGAUCGCUUCCUCUCCAAGAUUCGGCCCAAAUCACUUGCACGCCAUUCAUCCGGCUCUGGCUUCAACAACCAGGAGCUUCAGACGAGCGACAACUUAGCAGUAUACAGCGUUCUCAUCGCAGGUUGCAUCGCUGUCGACACCGUCCUUUCUACCCACUGCAACAUCAGUGCUACCACAGCCAUGCCUGCAUCACUCACGAAAGCCACAUCUCGUGGCAAUGCUUCGAUACAGAGCCAUCCCGCCGGCAACGUACAGCACAUCAGCUCUCCCGCUGCAGCCUCCACUUCGCAGCUUCAACCAGUCCCAUCGUGGCCAAAGAAGGCAGCAACGCCACAGGAAGAGCAGGCAUCCACGAAAGCAGGUCUCAAGGCGUGGUGGGCAUCCUUCACCAAGGGUCGUCACAACAAGGAAAAGAAGCUCAACGCAGACCGUGUCUUUGGCGUUCCGCUCCGUCAGUCGCUCAAGUAUGCCAGCGUCGCCAUUUCGAUCGCCGGCGAGGAUGGUCAACAGUAUGUCUGGGGCUACGUACCUGUCGUCGUCGCCAAAGUAGGUCUCUACCUCAAGGAGAAUGCUACCGAGGUUGAGGGCGUCUUUCGUAUUGCAGGUUCCCAGAAGAGGAUGAAGGAGCUUCAGGAGACCUUCGAUAGUCCGCCUCGCUACGGAAAGUCGGUUGAUUGGACCAAGUACAGUGUCCACGAUGCCGCCAGCGUCUUGCGCAGGUACUUUAACCACAUGCCGGAGCCCGUCGUGCCGCACGAUCUCUACACCGAGUUCAGGAACAUCCGUGCCAAGGAGCACUUUGACGAAGACGGCGCCAUCAAGACAUACCGCCUCCUCAUCUCGAGUAUGCCAUCCGCCAGCCAGUAUUUGCUCCUCUAUGUGCUCGACCUUCUCGCCGUAUUCGCCCGCAAGUCGGAUAAAAACCUGAUGCCCUCGAGCAAUUUGGCUGUCAUCUUCCAGCCGGGCAUGUUUUCGCAUCCAUCCCACGAGCUCUCGCCCGGCGAACAUAAGUUGGCCGUUCAGGUGCUCGAGUUCCUCAUCGACCACCAGGAUCAAUUCGUGCUCGGCAUGACACCGCAGCCAGCCUCGCAGCUUCCGCAAGACGAGCUCACCGCUGUGUCCAAACCUAUCACAGAUGAGGAUAUCUUGGUGCCAUCGGAUAGCGACGAGGAACAAGGCGAGCUGCAAGUGCAUGAGGGUGGAGGUGCGGUUCUGAUGCGCAGCAAGACCACAAAGCCAAAGGCCAAGAGAUACGGAUUCGGACGAUCUCGCCGUGACAAUGAAGAUGACAACGUCAGCGAGGUCGACGAGCUCUCUCCGCAGACUUCGCGAGUCUCUGCCAAGAGCCCUACCAACGACUCGUCGUCCGCGGAUGCGAAGCCCGCUACCGGACUGCGCCGUAGUCGCACCACGCCCUCUCGAAAGCCUGUCGAGGGUGUCUCGCCAGCUCGCAAAGGUCGCCGUCCACGCGCGUCCGCAGGCGACAAGCGAGCUGCAGAGGAGGAGCAACGUAGAAUCGUAGCCGCUCUCAUUCCUCCGCCUCCGGAGCCCAAGUCUCAGGCCAUGCAGAAGGCGGCCUCAUCGGCGGGCCAUACGCAAUCGAAGCCUUCGAGACCCUCCGUGGAGUCUGGCGUGGCUACAGCGACUUCUGCACCGAUGCGAAAGGCGCUCUCAGCUACAGACGCUCCCGCAGCUCCAGCGUCCAUCGCCAGCGUCACUUCGCCCGCCGCUGUCGGUCAAGACACGACCGGACUUCCAACGCCACCGGCGUCCAAAAUCCUUGGCACAGAGGCGGGCGCACCGGCAUCGGCAACAAACGACAAAGAGACUUCCUAA
Messenger RNA from Pseudozyma hubeiensis SY62, 2076 nucleotides. RefSeq names its product RhoGAP group protein. The coding region runs from base 1 to 2076 and encodes 691 amino acids. The transcript is spliced from 3 exons. NCBI's taxonomy places the organism in Eukaryota, Fungi, Basidiomycota, Ustilaginomycetes, Ustilaginales, Ustilaginaceae. Gene Ontology annotation, biological process: signal transduction; regulation of fungal-type cell wall organization; activation of GTPase activity. The record is from RefSeq and is a predicted model, not a curated record. Gene Ontology annotation, molecular function: GTPase activator activity. Gene Ontology annotation, cellular component: cell cortex.